AUGGCAGCGUGUAAUACCUUAACCUUUUUAAUAACAAAAAUAAAAGUCAACCGCGGAUCACUUCCGCAUAGUUUUUCGAGAAUUUACCCGCACUAAUUAUUGUUUAAUUUGUACAAAAUGUCGCAAAUACUAAAUAUCUCGUUGAGGAGAUUGGUGGCAACUUCACUCAGAAAGAGCAGACCUAAUAACGUUACUUACCUGCGACACUGCAGCAGCCAAGAACAUGGCGACAAAAAUCCUCCACACUCUGCCGUUGAUCAGCCGGUCGAGAAACGCCUAGGUGGGUUCGCCAAAGCUUACGAAAAACAUUCGGCGCCUGUUCCGGAAACUAGUGACAGUGAGCCUCCAAAGACAUUCGCUUCCCUGCUUAGGAAUUCCAAGUUCAUCGAUCUGGGAGAUCCGGAAAACAAAAUUGUUGCAGGAAAAAUAUUUCACGUCGUGGAAGAUGAUUUGUACAUCGACUUUGGUUGGAAGUUUCACUGUGUUUGUGUUAGACCACAGAAGAAUGCUGAAGCAUAUGUCCGGGGAGCACGCGUUAGAUUGCGAAUUCGCGACCUAGAACUUUCAACACGAUUCCUUGGGUCCGAGAAAGAUCUCACACUGCUGGAAGCGGAUUGCCAGCUGUUAGGAUUAAUAUCUUCCCCGGUUAAAAGUGCACAAACUUUGUUACCGGAACAGUCGUAACGAUCAAGUGUCAAACCAUAUCAUCUGACUGUAGUGUGACACCCAAGGUCCAAUAUCCGAUAUCAUCUGGCGAUAUCAGGUGAUAUGCG
Molecule: messenger RNA, 773 nt
Organism: Wyeomyia smithii (pitcher-plant mosquito)
Lineage: Eukaryota; Metazoa; Arthropoda; Insecta; Diptera; Culicidae
Gene: mRpS28
Product: 28S ribosomal protein S28, mitochondrial
Exons: 4
Coding region: 118-684 (188 amino acids)
Cellular component (GO): mitochondrial small ribosomal subunit
Source: RefSeq, a predicted model, not a curated record